Messenger RNA from Coregonus clupeaformis (lake whitefish), 2318 nucleotides. Its product is annotated as thyroid receptor-interacting protein 6. Gene Ontology annotation, cellular component: focal adhesion; stress fiber. The record is from RefSeq and is a predicted model, not a curated record. Lineage: Eukaryota; Metazoa; Chordata; Actinopteri; Salmoniformes; Salmonidae. Bases 564 to 2318 code for a protein of 584 amino acids. The transcript is spliced from 10 exons. Gene Ontology annotation, biological process: cell-cell adhesion.
CCCAAAAAGCCUAUUUUUAAGAGCUACUUUUAUUCUACUCGGAAUAACUCAAAUGAAAGUUUAAUUUCGCGUGUUUGUGUUCAACAAGUGUAGGCUAUCCUUCAUGUGUAGCCUAGUCGAGUCGCUGUAGCCCAAACAGCUAUCUCUAAACAAACAAGUAAACAAACAUAUAAUUAAAUUAAUUGUUGUAAUUUUCCCUGCAUUAUCUCGCAUGUAGAAGUCAGUGUAACUGCCCGUUUGAUAUCCCUAGGCUACAUUGACGCUGCAGGAACAAAAUUGAAACGGAAAAAGUGUAUCAUUUUCUAGACAUAAAUAGGUUAGCCUACUAACUAGCAUACAUAUGGUAUUUUCCGCAGCGUAACUUGACAAAGCAAUAUAUUCUAAGUUUGAUCUUUUAGAAAGGUGCGGUGCAAGUAGGCUAUAAGAUUUAACAUUGCUUGGAUGUGAUCUGGCUAUUGACCCAAAUAGCCUCAAUUGUCGCUUCACUGUGAAAUGUUUUUCGUUUGUAAAUGAGUAUGAAGACGAGGAGACAGAAGGCUUCGGGAUUUUAAGAGAACCCUGACAUGUCCGGUCCUACCUGGCUGCCUCCGAGGACUCUGGGUAGCCCAGAGAGACCCGUCCCCCAGAUGUCCCACUCUGGACCAGCCGUGUACAGACAGCCGCUCAAAAAGGUCUCCUCGGACCCCCAGCACAAGUAUGUGGUCUAUGACCAGAACGGAGGAGGGGGAGGAGGAGGAAUGGCCACUAGGUACAUGGCUACCGGACCCACAGGUGGGCCCAUGCAGCACCAGCACCAAGAGGACCUGGGGUUUCACCCUAAAUCUAACGACCACUACUACCAACCACCUCAACACGGGCUCAAAGAAGACCACUCCUGGAUCCCUCACAUGGACAGCUACGAGCUGAUGCCCCGUGGACCUCCUGAGAAGCCGAUUGGACACCACUCCAACAUCGAUGCAGAGAUUGACUCGCUCUCCUGUAUGCUGGCCGAUCUGGACAGCCAUCCACAGAACAGCACACAGCUGUACGACAAUGUGCCUUACAACAAACACAUCUCAGGGGACCGCUACAAACCCUCAGCCCAGCCAGGAGCACCCUCUCAGGGCAGGCCGUCCAUGGGUUUCCCCCCUCACCCCCACCCCCAACCCCAGUCCCAGUACCAUCCUGCACCCCCAUACCCCAGCGAUCCCCACCAGAGUCCCCAGUACUUCCCCCAGCCAGACUACACCUACGCCCAGGUCUCCAAACCCUACCCCCAGCCUGUCCCUGCCUCCUACACUACUGCCUCCACCCCUACUGGCCCGAGGUUCAGCGUCCAGGUCAAAACAGCACAGCCUGUAACCUACUCCCAGACUGGUAGGCAAGCCGAGCAGGCUUACACCCCUCCCCCACACCGCCAGCACGCCUCGCGGCCCCUGCCCCAGAAUCAGACUGGCCCCCAGGGCUGGUACCCUCCCCACCCCGCUUCCCAAGCCCAGGAGCUGCACUCUGAGGGGGGCUACAAGGGGAGUGCUGCAGGGUCUGGAGGGAGAGCCAACCAGUGUCCCACGCCAAAUAGAGGCCCAGAGACUCACCAAUCAGGGUCAGGCUCAGCACCAAGCUCCACCUAUCAGCCCAGUAAGGGGUCAGCAGCUCCGAGGCAAGAGGAGGAGUUGGACCGGCUCACCAAGAAGUUGGUGUAUGACAUGAAUCAUCCCCCUACAGAGGAAUACUUUGGUCACUGUGCACGUUGCGGCGACAAUGUCCUUGGCGACGGCAGCGGCUGUAUCGCCAUGGAGCAGGUGUUCCACGUGGAGUGUUUCACCUGCAUCACCUGCCACGCCCGUCUCCGGGGGCAACCGUUCUACGCCCUGGACAAGAAGAGCUACUGCGAGAGCUGUUACAUUAGUACCCUAGCGCGCUGCUCCAAGUGCUCCAAGCCCAUCCUGGACCGUAUCCUGCGGGCCAUGGGCAAAGCCUACCACCCACGCUGCUUCAACUGCGUGGUGUGUGGCUGCUGCCUGGACGGAGUGCCCUUCACCGUGGACGCCACCUCCCAGAUCCACUGCAUAGACGACUUCCACAGGAAGUUUGCCCCUCGCUGUUCAGUGUGUGGCCAGGCUAUCAUGCCCGAGCCGGGCCAGGAGGAGACGGUCAGAAUAGUGGCGCUGGACCGCAGCUUCCACGUCAACUGCUAUGUGUGUGAGGAGUGUGGUCUGCUCCUGUCCUCUGAGGGUGAGGGGCGAGGCUGUUACCCCCUGGAUGGUCACAUCCUGUGUAAGGGCUGCAGCGCCCUCCGCAUCCAGGACCUCUCUGCCAAAAUCUCCACUGACUGCUAA